This is a messenger RNA of Ceraceosorus guamensis, 621 nucleotides long. Its product is annotated as ACN9-domain-containing protein. Bases 1 to 621 code for a protein of 206 amino acids. The transcript is spliced from 2 exons. Lineage: Eukaryota; Fungi; Basidiomycota; Exobasidiomycetes; Ceraceosorales; Ceraceosoraceae. Gene Ontology annotation, cellular component: mitochondrial intermembrane space; mitochondrion. The record is from RefSeq and is a predicted model, not a curated record. Gene Ontology annotation, biological process: succinate metabolic process; mitochondrial respiratory chain complex II assembly.
AUGAUCGCCAUUCGCUCAGCAGCCUUGCGAUCAUUUGCACCAGGCUUGGCUUACGCCUCUGCCUCUGGGUCUGCUUCUAUCCCUACAGGUCACGCCUCAUCCUAUCCCAGAUCGCCGCUUUGGCUUCGCUGCGCAUCUCAAGUCGCCACUCCAUCCACCUCUUCUCAUGAUCUCGGCCUCACAGCCGCAGCUCUCCUCCCCCCGCUCAAAUUGCUUCGUCGCAUCCUCAGAUCUCAUCGCAAAUACCUCGAUGCGAAUCAGCGCAGUCUGGGCGAUGCUUACGUCAAGGAUGAGUUUAGGCGACAUCGAAGCGUGGAUCAGCCGCUGCAGAUCGUAGCAUUCUUGGCAGAGUGGAAAAAGUAUCUGGACUUUCUCGAUCUGCAGCACUUGGAAGGCGGUCAAUUCAAGGGGCGACAGCUGGACGAAGAAAAGUUCAAAAAGCUCUCCGACGAACAGCUCUACCAGCUACACGAGUUUAUGGUGGCUGCCAAGGAGGUUUACGAUCCCCUCAAGGCCAAGGGUCAGCCUCCAGGUGGCGCCAGAGCGGUGCAGGAAGCGGUGGAUGGCGCUCUCAAAAGAGCUCGAGAAGAGGAGGAAGCAGUCGAGAAGAAGGAGCAGUGA